AUGGGGAAGAGCAAUCACACAGUGACUGACUUCAUCCUGGUGGGCUUCACAACAGAUCCUGUGGUGCAGCUGGUCCUGUUUGUGGUGUUCCUUGGUGUCUACUCUAUGACUGUGCUAGGAAAUACCACCCUCAUAGUGUUGAUCAGUAAUGACUCCCGACUUCACACACCCAUGUAUUUUUUCAUUGGGAAUCUGUCUUUCCUGGAUCUCUGGUACUCCUCUGUGUACACCCCAAAGAUCCUGGUGACAUGCAUCUCUGAAGACAAAAGCAUCUCCUUUGCUGGCUGUGUAGCCCAGUUCUUCUUCUCUGCGGGGCUGGCCUACAGUGAGUGCUACCUGCUGGCUGCCAUGGCUUAUGACCGCUAUAUGGCCAUCUCAAAGCCACUGCUCUAUUCUCAGGUCAUGCCCAGCAGGCUGUGUGCAUGUCUAAUAGCAUGCUCAUACCUUGGUGGAUUUAUUAACUCUUUCAUUGUUACCAAAGGAACUUUUGCUUUGAACUUCUGUAGUAACAAUGUCAUUGAUGACUUUUUCUGUGAUAUCCCACCUCUUGUGAAGUUGGCUUGUGGAAGAAAAGAUACCUACCAGGCUGUGCUGUUCUUUGUCCUCGCCUCCAACGUCAUCACCCCCAUUGUGCUCAUCCUGGCCUCCUACCUCUUCAUCAUCACCACCAUCCUGAAGAUCCGCUCCACCCAGGGCCGCCUCAAAGCCUUCUCCACCUGUUCCUCACACCUCAUCUCUGUCACCCUGUUCUAUGGAUCCAUUCUCUACAUUUACUCUCGUCCACAGUCAAGCUAUUCAUUGGACAGGGAUAAAAUAGUUUCUACGUUUUACACUGUAGUGUUCCCAAUGUUGAAUCCUAUGAUCUACAGUCUGAGGAAUAAGGAUGUGAAAGAAGCUCUGAAUAAACUCCUCAAAUAA
Cervus elaphus (red deer) is the source of this 918-nucleotide messenger RNA. RefSeq names its product olfactory receptor 1013-like. Gene Ontology annotation, molecular function: odorant binding; olfactory receptor activity; G protein-coupled receptor activity. NCBI's taxonomy places the organism in Eukaryota, Metazoa, Chordata, Mammalia, Artiodactyla, Cervidae. The record is from RefSeq and is a predicted model, not a curated record. The transcript has a single exon. Gene Ontology annotation, cellular component: membrane. The coding region runs from base 1 to 918 and encodes 305 amino acids. Gene Ontology annotation, biological process: sensory perception of smell; G protein-coupled receptor signaling pathway.